ACAAUCCGCAGUCGUCCAAUGCCAUCUCUCUCGGUCAUUAGCAUAGGCGAACAACUAUAUAAGCUUAGGUGCACUUGGUCAGCGGAAACAUUUCGAAAUGUUGCGGUACGUGAUCGUGUUGACGGCCUUUGUUGGUGUAUUUGGUGCACCCACGAACGAAAUUGAGCCACCACAAUUAGAUGGACGUAUUGUCGGCGGUGUGAGUACUACAAUCAGUGCCUAUCCCUGGCAAAUAUCACUACAACGUUCAGGCUCACAUUCAUGCGGCGGCUCUGUGUAUAGUGAAAGUAUCAUUGUAACUGCGGCGCAUUGUUUAUCCAGUGGACCUGAGCUUUCAAUACUCAAAGUACGUGCUGGUUCAACCUAUUGGAAUUCCGGUGGUAUUUUAUCGGCGGUUGCCGCAUACAAAAUUCACGAGCUUUACGGUACCAAUGGCAUGGCUUACGAUAUUGCCGUAAUACGUUUAGCUGCGCCGCUUAAAUUUAGCACAACCAUCAAGCCGAUAUCUUUGGCUACACAAGCACCACCAGAUAAUGCGGCAGCUGUUGUCACCGGUUGGGGUACCAAACUCUCUGGCUCGGCAACUUUGCCCACACAAUUACAAGCUGUCAACUUGGCUAUAGUUAGUUUGGAAACAUGUGCCUCGAAUACUUAUGGUUAUGGCAGCAAUAAUCUUAAAGAAACCAUGAUUUGUUCGUACACCGAAGGCAAAGACUCUUGCCAAGGUGAUUCUGGUGGUCCAUUGGUUUCUGGCGGUGUUCUUGUCGGUGUUGUAUCGUGGGGCUAUGGCUGUGCAUUUGCCAACUAUCCGGGUGUUUAUGCAGAUGUGGCGGCUUUGCGUGAAUGGGUGGAGACUAACGCUGAAACAAUUUAAGUUAAAGUGAAGUGAAUAAAAAUGUUACAGAAAGCUAAAGAAUUAUUUCUUAAAUUACUGACCUCAUUCCUUCUUUACUGAUAUUUUCGCUACAAUGCUAAAUGCUAUAAUGGAUUUUAGUGCCAUAAAAAUAAAUUUAUUUAUCGAUUCAACUAAAUU
Ceratitis capitata (Mediterranean fruit fly) is the source of this 1033-nucleotide messenger RNA. Its product is annotated as trypsin alpha. The transcript has a single exon. Gene Ontology annotation, biological process: proteolysis. NCBI's taxonomy places the organism in Eukaryota, Metazoa, Arthropoda, Insecta, Diptera, Tephritidae. Gene Ontology annotation, molecular function: serine-type endopeptidase activity. The coding region runs from base 98 to 874 and encodes 258 amino acids. The record is from RefSeq and is a predicted model, not a curated record.